Symsagittifera roscoffensis is the source of this 1398-nucleotide messenger RNA. RefSeq lists its product as uncharacterized. The record is from RefSeq and is a predicted model, not a curated record. The transcript has a single exon. NCBI's taxonomy places the organism in Eukaryota, Metazoa, Xenacoelomorpha, Acoela, Convolutidae. Bases 1 to 1398 code for a protein of 465 amino acids.
AUGGACCAGAGUUUGGACUCUUUUUUCGAGCGACAGCGCCAGGAGCGCGCAAAUGAAAUCCGUCUCCUGAAUCAAACGAGCUUGACUGUUCAAAUGGGAUGUGAAAACAAUUCACUCACGCAAAUGCUCAGCGAUCGAAUUGAGAUUACUAAAAUUGACUGCAGCAAUACACCUUCAGCUUCUGUAAAUACUUCGAAUACGAGCAGUUCAGGAAACCAGAACCAAAACUUCGAUUUGUUUCUGAACCAAUUUUUUGAGUCUCAACGAGCUCAGAGAAUCAGCGAAGUCAAACGACUCGCUACGCAGAUGCCUUCUGGAUAUGACCGGCGAUUCGUGCUAAACGAGAUGCUCCAACGAAGUCAGGCGAGACGAGGGGUUGAAAAUGAGACUACAAUAUCGGAGCUAGAAUCAGUCAUGAAUGCGCAGAGGGUUAGAACAUUGCUGUCGAACACUUUCCGAACACGUCUGGAAAACGCGCUCCGAAGUCCGCCUGAGAGUGUACAAAAUCAACAGAACAACCGAUCUAGUCGAAGGGGCCACAGGAACACUCGACGAAGCGAGGAACCUAGGCGAAAUCGUGUACCAUCGGCACCUGAUCGCCAAGUCCGUCCUGUGAUUCCUACUCCUCCCGCGCCACCGGUAUCCGAAGCACCUCAACUUGUCGGCUGGCAGUCUGUUCAAGCGCACGUGAACGACGAUAGAGUGGUGAGAAAUGAAAGAUUCGACGUAUUUGCUGAGAUAAGUAGUCUUAUUAGUGAACAUAUUGUAACCCAGACUUUGAAUAGUACAAUUUCUGAUCUACUUGAAAGUCACUUCCAACAUCGAAUUGAAUCGGCACCUUCUGUUUUCACAUGGGAAUCGAGAAAAGAAUCGAUGCGAACCCUGAACAACUUGCCUCGACAUCAAAGAGCUCGAAACGACUUCUCUGAUAUUGGUAUUGUGGAUGUUCCAACAACUAAUGGAAGACGUUUCGCAGCUGCCGUGCCUCCACCACCUGCAUACCGACGUCCCGCUGCUCGGCGUGGUGCACCCGGACAAACUUCCGAAAGUGACGAGAGAAUUGAGCGACUUGAGUCUAUGAUGGAAUCGAUGCAGAAUCUCCUCACGAGACAAACGAGCUCACAAGCUCAGCUUGAGAGCGCAAUUCAGCAAGUGAUUCUGAAUCAGACUUUGCUGUCAACAAAUGCGACUGGAAUUUCCGUUUCGGUUCAACCGGAAUCUGCUGGAAAAUGUGUUGUAUGCCUGGAAGAGUCAAGACCGGUCGACAAUGCGUUUUACAGAUGUGGUCAUGUGAUUGCCUGCACACCUUGUGCAGCUGUUCUUUUGGCUGUCAAUCCUUACUGCCCUCUUUGUAGACAGAAAAUCGAUGACGUCAUCAAGUUGUACAAAUUGACUUAA